AUGUCCCAAUCUACAUAUCAACCUGUCAUUGUCUCUGACGAAGAAAAGAUUACAGCCUCCAAGCGUCGAGCCAUUUACCUGCGUCCUUUUCUUCUGUUCUGGAUCAACUCCUUCCUCUUCGAAGUGGUGAUGCUUAGCGUCAGCAUCGCCGUCUUUUCUGGCUGGCGUGACAUUUUCCAAAGGUUCAUGUGGACUAUCGUCUUUUGUCCCCUCGGCAUGGGCGGUGCCAUGGGUGGCCUUAUUAACGCUUUCAUCGUGGAUCGCAUCUACGGCAAUCGAGCCGUGCACUUUGUUGCGAUUCUAAGCAUUCUUGUUUUGGGUACUUGCAACAAUUUGUGCUACAAUUUGGACUUGAUGCUUGGGUGGUUUGGCGCAAAGGAUCAUUUCUGGUGGUGGCACUGGCGGUAUCUUCUCAUUUGGUUUGUUGGCUACACGAAUGGGAAGCUGAUGUUUACGGAUGGGGGACAAGAAAAACUUGCAGGUUGGGGCGUUUAG
Colletotrichum truncatum is the source of this 495-nucleotide messenger RNA. RefSeq lists its product as uncharacterized. The record is from RefSeq and is a predicted model, not a curated record. Lineage: Eukaryota; Fungi; Ascomycota; Sordariomycetes; Glomerellales; Glomerellaceae.